Messenger RNA from Magallana angulata, 2255 nucleotides. RefSeq names its product G-protein coupled receptor 83-like. NCBI's taxonomy places the organism in Eukaryota, Metazoa, Mollusca, Bivalvia, Ostreida, Ostreidae. Gene Ontology annotation, cellular component: plasma membrane; neuron projection. Gene Ontology annotation, biological process: G protein-coupled receptor signaling pathway. The record is from RefSeq and is a predicted model, not a curated record. The transcript is spliced from 3 exons. Bases 511 to 1833 code for a protein of 440 amino acids. Gene Ontology annotation, molecular function: neuropeptide Y receptor activity; neuropeptide binding.
UUUAGCCAAUGCAAACUAAUCCUCACUGAACUCCUCUCUUCCAAUGGGUGAGAGCAUCUGAUGUCAGUAACACUAGGUCCGCAGGAAGAACUUAAAUAAGAAGAAACCUAUUAUCAAAGAGAGUGUUAGGAGAUAAUGGCUCUAAAGAGAUUUUGAUUGGGAUAGGACGAAGGAAAGAAGACUGUAUCAAUCGAUGGCAAUAAAAAUCAUCACUAAUACCAGAUCUAGAGUUAUAUCCACCAAAUGGCUUCUGUGUUAGAUCGGCAUUAAGUAGAGACAACAAUCUCCAGAACGGUUAUAUAAAGAACACGUGAUCAAAGUGAUUGGGACUAUUAACUUGUUAACGGUUUGGUCAUAUCAUCAGAUAUCGAUCGGAGAUCGACUCUCCAAUUGGAGGAUAUAUAGAUGCUUCCGAUUUUGUGAUGUAAACCUUUGCCCAUGUGUUACAGGGAUGAUUUUUGGAAUACUUUUCAAACGAAGGUCGUCAAAAUACCCCGGAUGUAACUCACGAUGGCUUUAAGGUACGACGGAAAUCCAGCUCAGCAACAGUCACUUAUGACUAAUUCACAGAUAUAUACGCUGACGGACUAUGAGGAUGAGCUGCUCAAAAUGACACUUCCGGUAAUGGACAAAUUGGACAAGUUCCUGAGCGAGGCGGAUAACGCCACCCUUAUCCUUCUCUUCAACGACUCCUCCCGGAAAAACCACAACGGACUUUUCCCAAACCAGGUGGAUUCUUCCUCCCACAUUUUCUUGCUGGUAUCCUUUGGGAUUCUUGUCGUGGCGUCUUUCAUGUCGAACAUUUUCGUUUGCUGUGUAAUAAUACGAAACAAGAAGAUGCACACUGUCACCAAUAUGUUCAUGUUGAAUAUGGCUGUGUCGGAUCUAAUUUUAGUUCUUUUAAAUGUGCCCUUGAAUCUUGCAAGACAUAUCAUGCAUGAGUGGACUUUAGGGGAUUCUCUAUGUAAUUUGCUCAACUAUUCUCUAAUGGCGUCCGUAUACGUGUAUUCCUUUACUUUGACCGCCAUUGCUUUAGACAGGCAUCGCGUUCUUCUUUACCCUCUCCAUCCAAGAAUCACAAAAAAGAAAUGCCUAAUUGUGAUGUUUUUCAUUUGGACUCUUUCGUUUACGCUCGCCAUUCCUUAUGGAGUUUUUACUGAAGUAAGACACGUCGACAUUUUUGUUGCGCAAAUACAACGAUGCAUAUCCAAUUACCCAGACCCCAGUGUAUUCUGGGAACAAUACGUCACUGUGUUCACCAUAACACUACAAUACGUACUUCCUCUCCUUAUCAUUGGUCUAGCGUAUUGUCGCGUGGUGCACAAACUCUGGCUUCGAACACACCUGGGCGUCGUCACGGAAGUUCAGAGAACCAUUCAAAUUAACGCCAAGAGACGGAGCAUUAAGCUGCUGAUAGCCGUGGUCGUUGUAUUUGCAAUUUGUUGGAUGCCACUGAAUUUGUACCACAUUUUGACGGAUUUCCAUCCCGAUACUACGGUGUUUCACUACAACAGCACCGUUUUCUUUAUCUGUCACUGGGUCGCCGUGAGUAGCACGUGUAUCAACUCGAUCCUGUACUGUUGGAUGAACCCAACCUUUCGAUCCCAGCUCAAACCCACAUGCUGCGGUAAGCCAGUUACCAGAAACCAAUUCGAACAAGAGUACUUUGACGUUUAUUUACAAAAUGUGACGUCACGACAAAAUGUUCGGUAUUGUACAGUGAACUCGUCUUCGUCAACAGAUGGACAGCGGACGGAUCGGCUGUUGACAAAGGACUUCUCUUAUAAGAUAUCGUUUAAGUCGAAGCUGAAAUACAACGAAACCUAUUUAUGACACCUUUGAUUCAUCAAGUGCGUUCAUAGUGUUGGAUUUUUGAGAUGCUUGUUUUAAUGAACUAAUUAUUGUAUCAAAUUUCUUCAUGGUUGAUGUAUAUCAAUGUGUUCAGGGAUUGAUGAUUAUUAAAACUUUAUAUAUUUGAUAAUAAAAUACGAUCGAAAACAUUCUUUUUUUUAGAAUGUUGCUAUCUUAAUCAACCAAAACCGUUGUAAAAUAAACCACCCGUUAGUAUAUGAUAGUUAUGUCUUUUUUUAGUGUUUGUUGUUUUAUUUUAUAUUUAUUUUUAAAUUAUAUUAUUUAUCUUUCAGCUGUUUGAUUCCCUUGUUAUAAAUUUUAUAAAUGUAUGUAUAUGAUAGACAAAGUGAAGAACAAAAAUAUAUUAUGUGUUAUUGUUAGAAAAAAAACUAAAUAAAACCAUA